Molecule: messenger RNA, 3261 nt
Organism: Pleuronectes platessa (European plaice)
Lineage: Eukaryota; Metazoa; Chordata; Actinopteri; Pleuronectiformes; Pleuronectidae
Gene: grb2b
Product: growth factor receptor-bound protein 2b
Exons: 7
Coding region: 364-1116 (250 amino acids)
Molecular function (GO): protein binding
Source: RefSeq, a predicted model, not a curated record
UCAGACCUUAUGCUAACAGCUACCCCCAGGCUCCUCGGACGGGUAUAUAUACAGUCUAUGGGUGGAAGCGACACCAGACCGACACCGUCAGCCGCCUCUCCGGGGGACACAGGGAGCGGAUCGCCACGCCAGAGGGGGUUUUCCGGUCGUAACGGGGGCCGCGGACACACGGAACGGCUCGAGCGGUGCCAUACUGUGACCUUUAUGUGAGGUCUAAGCCCUAAAGGAGCGGGUCAUAGACGGGAGGAGAGACUCGGAGAGAAGCAUCUGGCCACAGACGCCUGGAUACGUGUUUUUAUUUUUUACUCGGUUCCUUAAACCUGCAGCCACAACCAGCAGUUUUGACGGCAAGUGACAACGACCAUGGAGGCCAUUGCCAAAUACGAUUUCAAAGCCACCGCCGAAGACGAGCUUAGUUUCAAACGGGGAGACGUCCUGAAAGUUUUCAUGCUUUGCUCUGGCCCGUCACGAUGUAAGUCUACAGCCUCCCUGCUGGGAGCUAAAGAGGUAUUAAAUGAAGAGUGUGAUCAGAACUGGUACAAGGCCGAGCUACACGGAAAAGACGGCUUCAUCCCCAAGAAUUACAUAGAGAUGAAACCCCAUCUGUGGUUCUUCGGGAAGAUUCCUCGAGCCAAAGCCGAGGAGAUGCUCAACAAACAGAGGCACGACGGGGCCUUCCUCAUCAGGGAGAGCGAGAGUGCACCGGGGGACUUCUCUCUCUCCGUGAAGUUUGGAAACGACGUCCAGCACUUCAAGGUCCUCCGUGACGGAGCUGGAAAGUACUUCCUGUGGGUGGUGAAGUUCAACUCCCUCAACGAGCUGGUGGAGUAUCACCGCACCACCUCCGUCUCCCGCAAUCAGCAAAUCUUUCUGCGAGAGAUAGAGCAGGUUCCCCAGCCUCUCCUCUCUCCUCUCUCCUCCUCCUCACAGCAUCCCACGUACGUGCAGGCGCUCUUCGACUUCGACCCCCAGGAGGAGGGCGAGCUGGGCUUCCGGCGCGGCGACUUCAUCCAGGUCCUGGACAACUCCGACCCCAACUGGUGGAAAGGAGGCUGCCACGGCCUGACGGGCAUGUUCCCCCGCAACUACGUCACGCCUGUCAAUCGGAACAUGUAAACAGUCCGACCAUGUAAACAACAACAACCACAACACGGCAACCAUCCCCACCACCACCACCAUCAUCAUCAUCUUCGUCAUCGUUCUUCAUCAGCCCAUCCCCCCCCCCCCCCCACCCCAGCCUCUCGGCCAUUCCAUGAUAUCAGGAGCAGACAGGAAGAGCGAAAAGCUGAACGACGAGAGAGAGAGAGAGAUAUUAAACGGGAGCAGAGCUGCCGUGGGCGUCGCCGUGUGGGAGGCAGCGGAGCUAAAUCAACUUUUACUUGUGCUGAGAAUGUCGCCCCCCCCCCCCCCUCUCCCCCCCCAGGGAGCACCGCGGCGAGGAAUCGAACCGUCGCUGAGGGAAACCGAGAUGCGGAGAAACUAAAGAGUAGUUGCACCGACCAUGAAGAAAACCAAACGAUCCCAGUGCUCCCACCACGGCUGCUCCCGUCUUCUCCUACACUUCUUAACAUUCUGCCUUUCUUCUUUUUUGUGUUUUUCUUCUUCUUCUCUUCCUUUGCCGCAUGUUGUUUUAAUCUCCUAAAUGAAAUGCCUACCGAUAAAUCCUAACUCUGUUUUAAAGAAAAAAAGUCAAUAAAAAUAUAAAAAAGAUGAAAUGGUUUUUAAAAAAAUUGUACAAAAAAGAAAAGAGAGGAAAAAAGAAAUGAUGCCAUCUACAGUACAGCAAGUUUCCAUGUUUAAGUUCAUUGGCACGUGAGCAUUGUACAUCAGCCAUUGGCUGUAUAAAUAAAUCAACUAUAGAGAGAAUCCAUUUUUUAAGAAUAUAUAUUAUAUAUUUGUAUGUGUUUGUCUGUUUUACCUCUCAUCAAAUUGUUUUUUUUUUUCCAUUUGUAAAUUAUGUUCAAUCCUCUGUUAGUCUGGAUAAGACCUAGUAGCUCUAGAAUGUGCUGAGAUGUCAGUGUUUCCUUUCUGUUUGUUCUGAAUCUAUCUGAGGGCUCUCAGAUAACACAGCAUGACAUGUACGGGGGGGUCACGAGUUCCAUUUGAGAAGGAAAAGGUUUCUCUCGUGUCUGUAAUGCUAACGAGAAAAAAGAAAAGUCAACGUUAAUGUGGAGAAACCUCCGAAGAGUCGAAACCCUGUGGGGAAGCAGGUGGAGCCACAAUGCUGCAAGAGCUGUUGUAUUACAAAGCCCCGUGUAAAGGUCAGCCACCUUUUCAAAGCCAAUGUAUUUAUUGCAGCCAUUUUCACCUGGGCAGUGAAUGUAGCUGACUGCGUCCACAGACAUUAACAUGAGGGAAGCGAGGUCUGAGAAGUGAACUACACAACCACGCAAGGGAUUUCAAAACAAAGAGACACGCUGAGGCAGUGAUGUCAUCGAUACUCACUCGUAGAGAAGCUAGAGAGAGCGGGGGGGGGGGGGGGUGUACAGGAAGUUAAACAUGCGUAUUCAAACACGUUCAUUACAUGCAUGCAGACGCUCUCCUCCUCGAUACACGUGCACGUAGAGACGAGGCAGAGUUUGAGAUAAUCACAUUGUGUUAAUCACCAGUGCAGAUGUGCAGCUGGCACAACAGUCCAGAAAACUGAGAGAUUGUCUUUUAUGCUCCAAGUUGAGAGAUCAGCUUAAAUAAUGUAAAAGAUUUUUUCCCUUUUUUGUUUUUGUAUUGUUUUUGUUUUUUCGUUUCUUGGUCCAACGUGUGGUCAAGCCCUUUUUUUUUACUUUUUUUUCCCGUCGAUUGUUGACUUCCUGUUCCCGUGUGUGUGUUUGUUUACUGUGUUUGUGUUCUUCUUGUUCUCUCUGGAUAGUGCCUUUCUCUCUGGUGUUUUCAGUGUCUCCGACCUGCUACUUUGAGCCCCCCCCAACCCCCCCUCAAACCCCUCCCUUUACGGGGCUUGCCAGUCCUGCAGUGAGAAAACCGUGUACAUAAUCCAGCCUGCCCCCCCCCCCACCAUCCACCCGCCUUCACCUUUGUCCUCACCAACGUGGAACUCUUCUUAUUUAAAUGUCUCUCGCCUUGUCUUACCUAAUGAUACGUUUUUUUUGCUCUUUUAUUUUUUGGGUUUAAUUUGCAUUUUUUUUGUUUUUUGUUUUUUGUUUUCAAUUAAUAAAAUGCAAUUAUUAAAAAAAGGAGAAAACUGUUUGUGGUUUGUGUUUCGGAAAAUAAAAGAUUCGUCACCGAUCUGGAUGGCGAGAGACCGAA